CCCCACCCCCACCCCUAAUCCCCUCGAUCACUCCACCUUUCUUUUCUUCAUCGAUCUCACAAAGACUACAACGGUCGAACUCCCACAUAUCUAAUUAGAACCAUGAAGGUUUCGUUGUGCAAUGCUGUGUUUCUCUCAUUGCUUCUGCUUCUUCCUCUUGACAUCUCCGCAAGGCAUAUCGGUUUGCAACAUUCACGUCAUGGACAUCACCAUCAAACUCUCCAUGGAGCCACGGGGAAGCAAAGAGGAGCCGGAGGGGGAUCAGAUACGGUGCAAGUGGUUGGGUCAAGGCUACCAGACUGUUCGCAUGCUUGCGGAUCGUGUUCCCCAUGCAGACUGGUUAUGGUUAGCUUCGUAUGUGCAUCCAUCGCAGAGGCAGAAACAUGUCCCAUGGCUUAUAAGUGCAUGUGUAAAAACAAAUCUUAUCCUGUUCCUUAAACCCAUGUACCAUGUUGUUUCAAUCUAACGUACGUAGAGGAUUUUGUUUUGGUUUAUGUUCUUGUUUUCACAAUUUUCUUAAUGAUAAUUAAUGACGGUCACAGAGUUCU
This is a messenger RNA of Lactuca sativa (garden lettuce), 548 nucleotides long. RefSeq names its product epidermal patterning factor 1 (gene EPF1). Gene Ontology annotation, biological process: guard cell differentiation; stomatal complex development. Lineage: Eukaryota; Viridiplantae; Streptophyta; Magnoliopsida; Asterales; Asteraceae. The record is from RefSeq and is a predicted model, not a curated record.